AAAGGAAAGAAUCCAUCACACACCGACUAGGAAGGACUGCGGUGCUGGAAGAGAGGGGUUCAACUUUUCACUGAGGAAGUGUAAUAAUUAAACAGCAUUAUUUUUAAGAACAGAUUAAUAACAUCACACUCUGAGAUAGACUUGUCGACUGUGCAGAUCGGAUUUCUUUUUAAAAGAAGGAUCGGGGAUUCUUUGUAGAAUAUUUGAUGAAAUGGAAGACUGAUCGUUUUUGAUCUAUCAGAUUUUGAUUUCAAUAUCUUCAACUCAGUUAGUGAAUUUGUAACAGAGACUGCACACUGGCGCCCAGGUCUUUCUGUGGUUUCUAAGCAGUGACUUUUGGGGCUAUGAUUUCCAGAGAUCGGUGAGUUCUAUUGCAUCGUGUGGCCUCGGCCCUGGGCGUCUGCCGACUCAGACUCUGGAUCUCAGUUUGUAGAAGAAAUCAAAGCAAUCUGACGAUGUCGUCCCGGCGCUGUGCAGGAGCCUUGGGUUCGGGUGUUGGCUCGGCUCUACUAGGGGUAGAAACACCUAUGGGCGGCGAACCCACCAGAGAGCUCUUCGAGGCCUGCAGAAACGGGGACCUGGAGCGAGUGAAGAAGCUAAUAAACCCAGAGAACGUGAACAGCAGGGACACGGCUGGCAGGAAAUCUACACCGCUGCACUUCGCUGCAGGAUUUGGCCGGAAGGACGUGGUUGAUUAUCUCCUUCAGAAUGGUGCUAAUGUCCACGCUUGCGAUGACGGAGGCCUGAUUUCUCUUCACAAUGCCUGUUCCUUUGGUCACGCUGAAGUUGUCAAUCUCCUGUUGCGGCAUGGAGCCGACCCCAAUUCAAGAGACAACUGGAACUACACACCCCUCCAUGAGGCUGCCAUCAAGGGCAAGAUUGAUGUGUGCAUAGUCCUUCUGCAGCAUGGGGCUGAUCCAACAAUUCGCAACACAGAUGGAAAGACUUCCUUUGACCUGGCAGACCCAUCUGCUAAAUCAGUCCUGACUGGUGAAUACAAGAAAGAUGAGUUACUUGAAAGCGCAAGAAAUGGAAAUGAAGAAAAAAUGAUGGCUCUUCUUACACCAUUAAAUGUGAAUUGCCAUGCUAGUGAUGGAAGAAAGUCGACGCCGUUACAUCUCGCUGCAGGAUACAACAGGGUUAAAAUUGUACAGCUGUUGCUGCAACAUGGAGCUGAUGUGCAAGCCAAGGAUAAAGGGGAUUUAGUGCCUCUUCACAAUGCCUGUUCGUACGGACAUUACGAAGUGACUGAACUGUUAGUAAAGCAUGGUGCUUGUGUAAAUGCAGUUGAUCUUUGGCAGUUCACAUCACUGCAUGAGGCAGCCUCCAAGAAUAGGGUAGAAGUGUGCUCCCUGUUGCUAAGUUAUGGUGCUGAUCCAACUCUCUUAAACUGCCACAAUAAGAGUGCCCUUGAUUUGGCACCUACAGCCCAGUUAAAGGAACGCUUGGCAUAUGAGUUCAAAGGUCACACGUUAUUGCAGGCUUCAAGGGAAACAGAUGUUCCACGUAUCAAGAAACACCUUACCUUGGAUAUAGUGAAUUUCAAACACCCUCAGACGCACGAAACAGCACUGCACUGUGCAGCCUCUUCUCCCUAUCCCAAGAGAAAGCAGGUGUGUGAGUUACUGCUGAGGAAAGGAGCCAAUGUGAAUGAGAAGACAAAAGAUUUCUUAACACCACUUCAUAUGGCAUCUGAAAAAUCUCAUAAUGAUGUUGUCGAGGUACUUGUAAAGCAUGAAGCAAAAGUCAAUGCCUUGGAUCACCUUGGACAGACUGCUCUGCAUAGGGCCGCCCACUGUGGCCAUCUCCAGACCAUCCGCUUGCUACUCAGUGCAGGCUGUGAUCCCUUAAUAGUGUCCCUGCAAGGCUUUUCAGCUUCCCAAAUGGGCAAUGAAAAUGUGCAGCAAGUACUGCAAGAAGGAGUGCUAAUUGGAAACUCUGACAGCGAUCGGCAGUUGCUUGAAGCUGCAAAAUCUGGAGAUUCAGAAGUCGUUAAGAAACUUUGCACCCUCCAGAAUGUUAACUGCAGAGACAUCGAGGGACGGCUUUCCACACCUCUCCACUUCGCUGCAGGCUACAACAGAGUUGCCGUGGUUGAGUACUUACUGCAGCAUGGUGCAGACGUGCACGCAAAAGAUAAGGGUGGUCUGGUUCCAUUGCACAAUGCGUGCUCCUAUGGGCACUAUGAAGUAGCAGAGCUGCUGGUGACACACGGGGCUGUAGUCAACGUGGCUGAUUUGUGGAGGUUCACCCCUCUGCAUGAGGCUGCAGCCAAAGGAAAAUAUGAGAUCUGCAAGCUGUUGCUUCAGCAUGGGGCUGACCCUAUCAAAAAGAACAGAGACGGGAACACCCCUCUGGACUUGGUGAAGGAUGGGGAUACGGACAUCCAGGACCUUCUUAGAGGUGAUGCCGCUUUAUUGGACGCUGCAAAGAUGGGCUGUUUAGCCAGGGUUAAGAAGCUCUGUAGCCCUGAAAAUGUCAAUUGCAGAGAUACACAAGGCAGGCAUUCAACACCAUUGCAUUUGGCAGCUGGGUAUAACAAUCUAGAGGUGGCUGAGUACCUGCUGCAGCACGGAGCUGAAGUCAACUCCCAGGACAAGGGAGGCCUCAUCCCAUUGCAUAACGCAGCUUCUUAUGGGCAUGUGGAUGUGGCAGCUUUGCUGAUCAAGUACAACGCAUGUGUGAAUGCCACAGAUACAUGGGCCUUCACCCCCCUACACGAGGCAGCCCAGAAAGGCAAGACCCAGCUGUGUGCCCUCCUGUUAGCACACGGGGCCGAUGCGUCUCUGACAAACCAGGAGGGGCAGUCACCGCUGGAUCUUGUGACGACGGACGAUGCCAGAGCUUUGUUAACAGCAGCCAUGCCUCCUUCAGCCCUGCCAUCCUGCUACAAGCCCCAGGUUAUCAGUGUGGCUGCAACAUCAGCCGCGCCGGUCUCUGCCCUCGCCUCUAUUCCAUCCAGCCCUGCCACCCUGUCUGCAGCCAGCAGCCUGGAUAACCUGUCCAUGGGCUUCCCCGAGCUACCUAUCCUGAUAGGGAGCAGUGGGGCAGAGGGCACUGUGAGGCCAGACAAGAAAGAACAGGUUACUGUGGUAGACAUGAAUAUCAAACAGUUUUUGAAGAACCUUUCUCUUGAGCAUCUUUUAGAAAUCUUUGAAAGAGAGCAGAUCACUCUGGAUGUAUUGGUUGAAAUGGGCCACCAAGAAUUGAAAGAAAUUGGAAUCAAUGCUUACGGACAUCGGCAUAAAAUCAUCAAAGGAGUCGAAAGGCUAAUAGCUGUACAACAAGGUUUGAACCCAUAUCUAACACUGAACACUGCAAACAGUGGGACAAUCCUUAUAGACCUUGCACGUGAUGACAAAGAGUUCCAGUCUGUGGAAGAGGAGUUGCAGAGCACAAUACGAGAACACAGAGACGGGGGCCACGCGGGGGGAGUUUUCAACAGAUACAACAUCAUAAAGAUACAAAAAGUUUGCAAUAAAAAGCUAUGGGAGAGGUAUACUCACCGCAGGAAGGAAGUUUCUGAGGAAAGUCCAAUCCAUUCUAAUGAAAGGAUGCUGUUCCAUGGCUCUCCAUUCGUGAAUGCAAUUAUCCAUAAGGGUUUUGAUGAAAGGCAUGCAUACAUUGGAGGGAUGUUUGGAGCUGGAAUAUAUUUUGCAGAAAACUCAUCCAAAAGCAAUCAGUAUGUGUAUGGAAUUGGGGGAGGCACUGGGUGCCCAGUACACAAGGAUAGGUCUUGCUAUAUUUGCCAGAGGCAUUUGCUGUUCUGUCGUGUAACCCUGGGAAAGUCAUUCCUGCAGUUCAGCGCAAUGAAAAUGGCUCACUCCCCGCCAGGGCACCACUCAGUUACUGGCAGACCCAGUGUCAAUGGACUGGCUUUGGCAGAGUAUGUUAUUUACAGAGGAGAGCAGGCUUAUCCAGAAUAUAUAAUAGCAUAUCAAAUUAUAAAGCCAGAGCCAGCAGCUGAAGGAUAAAGAAAGAGAGACUACAAGGAUUUCUACGUGGCAACAGAAUUGACCCAAACCAUUCUUAUUUGAGUGUUUACAAAUGUCAAGUAUGCAAGCCUGGUUGAAGACUUUAAGAAUGUGACAAGCAUAAACAGCUAACACCUUGCAUGAGAAAUCUUUAUACAAUGUAUAAAAUAACUUUUUUCUUCUCAAAUGCUUGUUUUGAGUUUCAGCACUUUAAUAACUGACACCAUUCCUUUAACAAAAAAAACAAAACAAAGUGUAUUGAUUUUCCUGGAUCAAAGAAGAUUUGCCCAAGGACAAUUUGAAUCUCUGGUAUGAGUAAACUGUACAGUUUCUAUGGUGACCCAGUAGUGAUCAUGGAACGCACUUGAUUCUGGUACCCAGUCAUGCACCCAGCACAGCAUAACGGUGUACUAUUUUUUUUGUUUGUUUGUAAAAUGGUUGUAAAUAAGAGUUUUCUACUAGCAUGGUAACUUAUUUACACUGCUUUUUUUCUGUCUCAGAACUAACCAACUUACAAAAAGCUUUCAAGAUAACAUCUGAUAAAAAUAAGGUAGAUUUGCUUUCAUACCUACAUACACAACCGGUACUAAACUAUUUCAGCCUUUCUACCUAUUGGACUGGCCUCACUAUAUUGUUCAUUUUAUGUUUACCUUUUUCAGCCAUAGCUUUGACAACUGGUUAACUGAGAGCAUAAACCCCAAACGACCCUUAUCAUCCAUCUUAAUUAAUGUAAAAAAAAAAAAAAAACUUCUAAUGCAGUUGGUUCAAAUGACAUUUGAAUUAAUGUUAUUUAAAAUAUCAAUAACAUUAAAUAAUGUUAUUGAUAUUUUCUAGUCACCUGAGUAAGCUGCGUCUAUUUGUUUUCAUAUUACCUGCUCAGACCCUGGUUGCUGGAAUUUGCCGCCUAUCUCAGCUUCCCUAUUCUGGAAACUAACGCACAAGACUACCCUAUUCCAGUAGCUGGAGUAAGGAAAUAUCAUUAAAAUGGCAGUUAUUUGGAUAACCGCAGUUGGACUGACUUAAUUGCAAAAAUCAAAAAAAGAUGUAAAAUGAGCUUUAAAGGUAAUUGCUAUUUAACACUGUUGUAAAGCAUGGAAACUGCUUUGCGAUGGAAUCACUUCUUCAAUUUAUUCAUCCUGUGGACAAGGAAUACAACUUCUACUUUUUCAAGAACAUUACACUUUUCACACAGAUCCUCCCCCCCCCCCAAUAGGACUGCAGUUAUAUUGAUAGUGAGCCUGCAUAGUGAAAAAAAUCAGUUUGUACCCCAGGGUUUUUUCAAAUUCAGAAUCAAAAUUUGACACUUCAUGUUUUACUGAUACUCAAUUAGGAAAGAGUUUUGACAGUAUGCAUUGCGUUCUUAUUCUGUGUGGAUGAGAAACAAAAAUAUUUUUAAUUGACCAGAGUGUGGAGGGGAAAUGUACAUACUAUACUGCCUGGCAGAUGAUAUGCAUUAUGUAAGGUGUUAGCAUGACACAGUAUUAAAAAUGUAUGGUACCAUAGAAUCAUUUAUGAACUGGUGGUUUGCAUGUUUUCUUUUACUGGUUGUCAAUUUUGUGGCAUUGGAAACAACAGUAUUUAUGGAGUUAGAAGUUUUAUAAUCAUUGCACAAGCCGCCGGGUGAGAGGGAAAUGUGUAACACAUUCAAUAACUGAAUAAAAUCAUUGUAUCACUA
Messenger RNA from Polyodon spathula (Mississippi paddlefish), 5649 nucleotides. Its product is annotated as poly [ADP-ribose] polymerase tankyrase-2-like. Gene Ontology annotation, biological process: regulation of transcription by RNA polymerase II; protein localization to ciliary inversin compartment. The record is from RefSeq and is a predicted model, not a curated record. Lineage: Eukaryota; Metazoa; Chordata; Actinopteri; Acipenseriformes; Polyodontidae. Gene Ontology annotation, molecular function: RNA polymerase II-specific DNA-binding transcription factor binding; NAD+ poly-ADP-ribosyltransferase activity. Gene Ontology annotation, cellular component: nucleus; cytoplasm; ciliary inversin compartment. The transcript has 27 exons. The coding region runs from base 456 to 3974 and encodes 1172 amino acids.